This is a messenger RNA of Emiliania huxleyi CCMP1516, 1149 nucleotides long. RefSeq lists its product as hypothetical. Bases 1 to 1149 code for a protein of 382 amino acids. The transcript has 4 exons. NCBI's taxonomy places the organism in Eukaryota, Haptophyta, Isochrysidales, Noelaerhabdaceae. The record is from RefSeq and is a predicted model, not a curated record.
AUGUCGAUCGUUCUGCUGGGCGCUCUGCUGGGCUCUCCUCCCUCUCCUCCCGCUCAGGCUGCGAAGGGCGCUGGUGGUCGCGCGGGCGUCACAGGGUCGCUUCUCUCCCCGGGCGUCACCGGGUCGUUUGUCUCCCCGGGCCGUCUCACCAGCUCGGUCGGCGCGUGCAAGUUCAAGAAGGGAUCGUCGGGCCAGGUCUCGUCUGGCUAUGAGUAUGUCAUUGAUGAGUUUUGGGGCCUGAGCGGCGUGGAUCGGUGCAAGGCCAAAUGCACGAACAAUUCUCUUUGCCUGGGUAUCCAGACUACCGCCCUCCGAGAACGCGCGAAAAUCCGCUGCGUUCUCUACGACGCUCUGCCAGACGCCACUCUGCGCAUCGACUCGUUUGGAUGCUGGGCCCGCCAAAUGCCGCCUCAAACGCUGCAGGCCAAGCUUGAGCGGGUGCGACAGCUGGCGACGGCGCAGCUUCUGGCCUUGCCGGCGAAGCUGAUGGGGGCCCACCGGCGGGUGAGGGAGGCCGAGAUCGCGCUGUACAAGGCGGACUUGCUGCCGGCGUGGCUCCCGAACUGGGCGUCGCGCCUGCAGCUCGCGGCUGGGGCGCUGACAGCGGCGGAACAGGAGGUGAUGGCCGUCGAGGCGCAGCUGGCGGGCAAGGCCGAGGCGGUUGUGGCGGCGGCCGCAGCCGCGUCGCAGCCGCUCCCGAAGCUGCCUCCCGCCCCGGCGCCGGCAGUCCCUCUUGGGAGCAUUGCAGACCCAAUUGCGGCGUUCGACGCGAAGCGCGCCGUGCUCGCCGUAGCGAUGGUCGCCACAGCGCUCGCCACGGCGGAGGAGGCGGCGGCGGAGAAGGCGCUUCUGGCGGCGGAGGCCAAGGCCGCGGCCUCCUCCCCGCCUUCCGUCGCCCUCGAGAUUGAGGUGGCGAAGGCCUUGGGGCGCGAGAGGGCGGCGGGUGUGGCGGCGCUCGCCGCCGAGGCAGCCUUCAUGACCGCCGAGGCAGCAGUGAACGCCGCGUUGCCAACCUACGAGGUGGCAUUGAAGUUCCGGAGUGAAAAUUCGAACGCGUUCUCUCACGGUGACCAAAAAAUGUCCACCUCAGAGGCACCUCCGGAGGCAGGCCGCUGCACGCCGGCGACACAGCUCCAGCUGUCGAACUGA